Messenger RNA from Closterium sp. Naga37s-1, 807 nucleotides. The record is from the annotation of a GenBank genome assembly. Lineage: Eukaryota; Viridiplantae; Streptophyta; Zygnematophyceae; Desmidiales; Closteriaceae.
AUGGAGGACGCGAUGCCGGCCGGCGGGUGGACGGACGCCGAGGCCACGGGCGCCGGCGCGUCGAGCAGACCGGAUGGCGCGGGCGACACGCAGGGGUCGCAGUGCGACGGGCGACGGCUGCGAUUCUUCGACCAUGCGAUGCGCAAGGCGUGCUGGGAGAAGGCGGACGUGGUGCCUGGGCGACACCCGGACAGGUAUCCCUCCCCGCCACGUGCAACGUUGACGGCCCCGGAUGGCGAGGUGACCUUAGAGUUCGCCCCAAAAGUCACCUCGUCUCUCCCCGCCACGUGCGGCGCGCAUUGUCCGGGGUGGCAGGUGGCGCGUGGACGCGGCGGGCAACACGCAAAGUUCCCAACCGCAUGUGCUUGCUUGCUCCUAUGCACUGCACCCACCAUCCACAUGCCUGCACCUCCUCCUGUGCGUCAUCCGUGCACCACUGCUCCAUCCCUGCCCUCCCCCCCAUGCCCCUGCACGGGAGCAGGCGGGGCGACCUCGGUGGAGAAUUGUCAGCUGCUGCAGACGCGGGUGAACCGGUUCAAGUCAGACAAGGACCAGCUCUCACCACAGGAAUACUCCCAUGCCUCCUGCCACCUCACCCUCACUGACAAGGAUCUGGAUCUGGUGGAGAUGGCGGUGUACGGCGAUGUGGUGCGGCCGGGCAUGCAGUGCCGCGUCACCACGGUCGCCGAGGCCAUGGGCGUGCUGCCCCCUGCCCCGCGCCGCCGCCCCACCAAGCCCCAGCAGCAGUACGGCGCGUGCCACUGGCCCGGUGCUGCCAGUGAGCAGGCGCAGGGGAGCCUGUCCUGA